This is a messenger RNA of Daphnia pulicaria, 1684 nucleotides long. Its product is annotated as probable chitinase 2. Gene Ontology annotation, molecular function: chitinase activity; chitin binding. Gene Ontology annotation, biological process: carbohydrate metabolic process; chitin catabolic process. The record is from RefSeq and is a predicted model, not a curated record. Gene Ontology annotation, cellular component: extracellular region. NCBI's taxonomy places the organism in Eukaryota, Metazoa, Arthropoda, Branchiopoda, Diplostraca, Daphniidae. The transcript is spliced from 11 exons. Bases 198 to 1601 code for a protein of 467 amino acids.
GGCACUGUUCACUUGUGUGUGUUGUGUCGUGCGUUUCACUCCAUUCCCCCGUUCACUUUGGCGUCGCAUUCUUUGUUAUUUACUGCUUCACCGGGAAUUUUUAGUCAUUCUCUGCAGUUGCAACAGGCGAGGCAAGUCGUGCGCCAAUCUGUGCUUUGGUUACAGGUUGUUGUUGGCAUUUCUGAAGACGAUCAAAGAUGAUUAAAUCCUUAUUUCUGUGUGUUACUCUUGCGUUCGCCUACGCCACCGGUUUAGACCUUGAUGCAAAUGUCAACUCCCACAACAAAGUUGUUGUUUGCUACGUAGCAGGAUGGUCUGCAUACCGGCCAAACAAUGGUGCUUUUACUGUUGAAAAUAUUGACCCAAUGCUUUGCACACACAUCAUCUACGCAUUUGCUGGCCUGGAUAAUGUCACACAUUCAAUUCAAACUCUGGACCCUUUCCUUGAUACAGAAGAUGGAGGUGGCAGAGCCCAAUACAAAAAAGUCAUGGGCUUCAAGCAAAAACAGCCAAAACUUAAAGUUACUAUUGCCAUUGGUGGAUGGAACGAAGGAUCUGGGAAAUAUUCUGACAUGGCCUCAACCCCUGCUAAUCGCAAAGCUUUCAUCGACAGCGUUUUGACUUUUAUCAAAAAACACGGCUUCGAUGGAUUGGAUAUGGAUUGGGAGUAUCCCGGCAGCCGUGUUGGCUCUCGCCCAAUCGAUCGAGAGAAUUUCGCACUCCUACUUAAGGAAAUGAGAGCUGAAUUCGAUAAAACUGGACUUAUUUUGACAGCCGCAAUCGGUGCUGCUCCUCAAACUAUCAAUCGUGCUUACGAUGUUCCAGCGAUAAAUCAACAUCUUCAUUUCAUUCACAUCAUGGCGUACGAUUACCAUGGAUCAUGGGAUUUCCAAAUCGGACACAACGCCCCCCUCAGGUUGCCAGUCAACAGCAGUAUGAUCGAACCCGAACUUCGUCUCAGUGUUGACGAUACAAUAACCUAUCUGCUGAAACUUGGAGCAUCACCGGCUAAAUUGGUAGUCGGAGUUCCUUUUUACGGAAGAACAUUCACCCUUGUUGAUAAAAAUUUGCGUCAAAUCGGUUCUGCGUCGAAUGGAACUGGAUUUCAAGGACCGUACACUCGUGAGGAUGGAUUCCUUGGAUAUAAUGAGAUUUGCAAAGAGCUAACCGCCAAAAACCAAGAGGGUGACAAAUGGGUUGAACAAUGGGACGAAAUUGCUCAAGUCCCUUAUAUGUACAAUGGUGAACGGUGGGUUUCUUACGACAAUCAGCAAAGCGUUGCCAUCAAAGCUCGUUACGCAUUUAAUCAAGGACUUGCCGGGCUUAUGAUUUGGGCCAUAGACAACGAUGACUUCAUGGCCGAAUGUUCCAACGUUCGAUACCCAUUAUUGAGAGCCAUCAAUUCCGAAUUUAAGGCAGCUUCCAGGGACGGUGCCGUAACUGACAAGACUCCCGUUACUCAAAAACCGAAGGAUGAUAAGGACCAACAAGGUGACAAAAAGGAACCAACAUCUGGCAAUUCCGGUAUCAAGGGAUUUUCCAUUAAUAUUUUCGUGUGUGUUUUAACACCUGUGAUUUUCACGUUUUCUUUUUUACAUUGAGUAAAUGUUGAAUGGGAUGUAUAAUUCCUUCUAAAAAAAUUUAUCGUAUGACAUCUUUUAAUACAAUCUUUUAAUGAUAAUAA